AUGUUUGGGAAGAUGGUCGUGAUCUUUGGAGUUACAAAUAUACUUUGGAUGGUGUUUGCAGCUUCUCAAGCUUUUAAGAUCAAGAUCUCUCCUGAAGACAGAAUUUUUGCUCAAAUUGGUGACUCAAUCUCACUGACUUGUAGCACGGAGGGCUGUGACUCCCCAGCUUUCUCUUGGAGAACCCAGAUAGACAGUCCGCUGAGUGGGAAGGUGAGGAAUGAGGGAACCAAGUCCACCCUGACCAUGGAUCCGGUUAGUUUUGAAAACGAGCAUUCUUACUUGUGCACAGCUACCUGUGGAUCUGGGAAAAAGGAAAAAGGAAUUAAGGUGGAAAUCUACUCUUUCCCUAAUGAUCCAGAGAUCCAUUUGAGUGGCCCACUGGAGGUGGGAAAGCCAGUCAGAGUUACAUGCUCUGUCCCUGAUGUUUACCCAUAUGAUAGGCUGGAGAUGACUUUAAUGAAGGACAACCAUCUCCUGAAGAAUCAGGAGUUUCUGGAGGACCUAGAUAAGAAGUCCCUGGAAACGAAGAGUUUAGAAGUGACCUUUACUCCUGUCAUUGAGGAUACUGGAAAAGCCCUUGUUUGUCAAGCUGAAUUACACAUUGAUGAAACUGUUUCUGUGCUCACAGAAAGAAAGACCACAAAAGAACUGCAAGUCUACAUCUCACCCAAGAAUACAGCUAUCUCUGUGAGCCCCUCCACAAGUCUGCAAGAAGGUGACUCUGUGACCAUGAUGUGUUCCAGUGAUGGCCUGCCAGUUCCAGAGAUUUUCUGGAGCAAGGAGUUAGAUAAUGGGGAUCUACAACGCCUUUCUGGAAAUGCAACUCUCACUUUAAUUGCCAUGAGGAUGGAAGAUUCUGGAAUUUAUGUGUGUGAAGGAGUUAAUCCAAUUGGGAAUAGUAGAAAAGAAGUGGAAUUAAUUGUUCAAGAGAAACUGUUUACAGUAGAUAUCUCCCCUGGGUCCCGGAUUGCUGCUCAGAUUGGGGACACGGUCAUGUUGACAUGUAGUGUCACAGGAUGUGACUCCCCGUCUUUCUCUUGGAGAACCCAGACUGACAGCCCACUCAGUGGGAAGGUGAGAAAUGAGGCGACUGAGUCCACGCUGACCCUGAGUCCUGUUAGCUUUGAGAAUGAGCACUCUUACCUGUGUACAGUGACCUGUGGACGUAAGAAACUGGAGAAAGAAAUCCAGGUGGAGCUUUACUCAUUCCCUAAAGACCCAGAAAUUGAGCUGAGUAGUCCUUUAGUGCAUGGAAACCCUGUCACUGUCAGCUGCAAGGUUCCUGAUGUGUACCCUUUUGACCGGCUGGAGAUUGAAUUCCUUAAAGGGGAGACCAUUAUGAAGAAUGAAGGCUUUUGGGGGGACAUGGAUAGACAAUCCCUAGGGACCAAGAGUUUGAAAAUGACCUUCAUCCCUACCACCAAAGACACUGGAAAAGUUCUUGUUUGUCAGGCUAAGUUAAAUAUUAGUGAACUGGAAUUUGAGCCCAAACAAAGACAGAGUAUACAGACGCUUUAUGUUAAUGUUGCCCCAAGAGAUACAACCAUCCUGGCUAGCCCUUCCUCCACCCUGGAGGAAGGUAGUUUUGUGAAUUUGACGUGCUUUAGUGAUGGCCUUCCAGCUCCGAAGAUCCGGUGGAGCAGGCAGCUAAAUAAUGGGGAUCUACAGCCUCUUUCUGAAAGUGCCACUUUCACCAUAAUGUCUACAAAGGUAGAAGAUUCUGGAAUUUAUGUGUGUGAAGGUACUAACCUGGCUGGAAUAAGCAGAAAAGAAAUCAAAUUAAUUAUUCAGGCUGCACCAAAAGACAUACAACUUACAGUUUUUCCUUCUGAAAGUGUCAAGGAAGGAGACACAGUCACUAUUUCCUGUACAUGUGGAAAUGUUACAGAAACGUGGAUAAUCCUGAAGAAGAAAGCAGAGACAGGAGACAAGACACUGAAAUCUAUAGAUGGCACAUACAUCAUACGUGGAGCUCAGUUAGAGGAUGCGGGGGUGUAUGAAUGUGAAUCUAAAAAUGAGGUUGGCUCUCAAUUAAGAAGCUUAACACUUGAUGUUAAAGGAAGAGAAAAUAAUGACUAUUUUUCUCCUGAACUUCUUGUGCUCUAUUGUGCAUCCUCCUUAAUUGUACCAGCCAUUGGAAUGAUCAUUUACUUUGCAAGAAAAGCCAAUAUGAAAGGGUCCUACAGUCUGGUAGAAGCACAGAAAUCAAAAGUGUAG
This is a messenger RNA of Chrysochloris asiatica (Cape golden mole), 2217 nucleotides long. RefSeq names its product vascular cell adhesion molecule 1 (gene VCAM1). The transcript is spliced from 9 exons. The coding region runs from base 1 to 2217 and encodes 738 amino acids. Gene Ontology annotation, cellular component: membrane. NCBI's taxonomy places the organism in Eukaryota, Metazoa, Chordata, Mammalia, Afrosoricida, Chrysochloridae. The record is from RefSeq and is a predicted model, not a curated record. Gene Ontology annotation, biological process: cell-cell adhesion. Gene Ontology annotation, molecular function: integrin binding.